AUGGCUCCCAUCUUCAAGAUCGUCACUCUUCUCAGCUUCUUUCUCUACGCUGCUGCUCAGGGAACUCAAUUCAUCACGGGUACUUGCGCUUCUGAUGCAGAAUGUGCUUCCGCCUGCUGUGGCUUCACGUCCGGCAAAUGUGCAGCUCCUUUCGUUGCAAAUGAGCGAGGAGAGGGAUGUGGUUUUGGAGAUGCUCAACCAAACAACAAUGCUCUCGCUGGGACUCAAGGCGGACAAGGCCAGCCAGGUCAAGCAAAUGCAAGUGCACCUGCCGCACCUGCUCCUGCCACCCCACCUCCUGCUGCGGUAGAGGCAGAAGCAAAGGCUCCUGGAACGCAAUUCAUCACAGGUCCUUGUACUUCAGAUGCAGACUGCGCAUCUGCAUGCUGUGGAUUUCAGUCUGGAAAGUGUGCCGGCCCAGCAGUAGCUCAAGAACGGGACGGUGGGUGUGGGUUUGGAGAUGCGCAGCCAAACGACGAUGCGGCGAAGGCUCUUGCAGGAAGGAGUCUGGGACGGCGAGGACCGAGCCUUAUGUAA
Parastagonospora nodorum SN15 is the source of this 537-nucleotide messenger RNA. RefSeq lists its product as hypothetical. The record is from RefSeq and is a predicted model, not a curated record. The transcript is spliced from 3 exons. The coding region runs from base 1 to 537 and encodes 178 amino acids. NCBI's taxonomy places the organism in Eukaryota, Fungi, Ascomycota, Dothideomycetes, Pleosporales, Phaeosphaeriaceae.